AGACCGGAAAACCCGACUGAGACGGGAGCUUUCCGCCGUCGGCCGAUUCAACGGCGGAAGUAGUAAAAUUACUAAGAAAAGGGAUCGUUCUUCACCUACCCAUGUGGGUGUGGGCUCGAAAGAAGCGUUUUUCGAAUUCACCACCAUUGAUCUUUUCAGAUGGACGAAUGUCCUCUGUGGUUUGUACUUAACGCAAAGUUUUUUUUUUCUUCUUUCUGAUUGAAAAGAACAGAGUAUUCAAUUCCCGGUAAAUAGACAGGUUGGAUUAAAGCAGAGAGAAGGAACCGGCACAGGUACUGAGUUUUGGGUGGGUUUUAAGAGUGAGAUGUUGUUUGGUGAAUGAAAUCUCUCCUGAAAUGUGUUUUGAUUUACCACUUCCAGAAGGAGCAAUGAAGGCGCAUUAUUGUCGAGAUACGCCCAUUUUUGUCAAGAAAUGAUUUCACCUAAACUCGUUUAGACCUUUGAAAAUUGAUGAUGAAAUAGAAAUGAAGAUUGUGCAGCGUUUUCCAAGACCUUAGGGUGGUUUUUUCUUCUUUCUUCCUCGCGGGGAGCGCGUUCAUUUUUUCUCAUUUCCCCAUUUCGGCUCGCCUCUGACAAGCCGACGGCAUCCUCCACUUCCGAGCUUGCUUGAUCUCUUUUAAUACGUCAGAGAAGUCGGAAGCGGGAGGAGAAAGAGUUUGGACGAAGAAGAAGAAGGGUCAACGAGGCUGCGGAGGAGGAAGAGAGAGAGGCGACUCUGCUGGACACAGGUGAGUAGCGGCACCCUCCGUCACUCAAUUGCACUACAUCUAUCUCGAAAAGGUCGAGAAAUUUACGGACAGGCGGGAAGAGGACUAUUGGGUGGGGGGAGAAGAAGAAGAUAGGAGGAAAUGUUUCUUCGCGCCCUAGGCUGAGAUCGAAAUCUGAGGAUCGGACCUGCUAGGUGGCGGGAAUGGCUUCCCCGGAAGCCGAUUCCCGUGUGGUUCUGCUCGUAAGUGGCGCUCUCGACAAAAUCAUCAAGAACGCUUCCUGGCGGAAGCAUUCCAAGCUCUCCCAUGAGUGCAAAUCAGUGAUCGAGAAGUUGGGUACCCCUUCUGGGGGCACGCCGGAUUCCGAGUCGGAGGACUCCCCUCCAGGGCCCUUGCAGGACGGGGACAUCGUCUUCAGCCUGUCCGAGUCUGAGACGAUACUCAGCCCCCUGAUCGGAGCCUGCUUGUCGGGGGUCCUAAAGAUCGCAGAUCCGGCGCUUGAUUGCAUUCAGAAACUGAUCGUUCACGGGUACGUUCGCGGCGAGGCGGACACUGAUGGAAAUCCAGAGGCGAAGCUCCUUUUCCGGUUGGUCGAAUCUGUCUGCAAAUGCCACGAUUUGGGCGACGAGAGCAUCGAAUUGCUGGUGUUGAGGACGCUGCUCUCUGCCGUUACAUCGACCUCGUUGAGGAUCCACGGCGAUUGCCUCUUGCAGGUCGUUCGCACAUGCUACGACAUCUAUCUGGGGAGCAAGAAUGUCGUGAAUCAGACUACUGCGAAGGCAUCUCUGAUCCAGAUGCUCGUCAUUGUCUUCAGGAGGAUGGAGGCUGAUUCUUCGACUGUGCCUGUGCAACCCAUCGUGGUCGCCGAGCUCAUGGAGCCGACGGAUAAAUCAGGUUCAGGGGAUGCUAACAUGACCCAGUUUGUGCAGGGCUUCAUCACCAAGAUAAUUCAGGAUAUCGACGGCGUUCUCAAUCCGUCGGCCUCCAUAAAGUCCCUGGGCGGUCAUGAUGGUGCAUUUGAAACGACCGUUGAGACCACCAACCCGACGGAUCUGCUGGAUUCGACUGAUAAGGAUAUGCUUGAUGCCAAGUACUGGGAGAUUAGCAUGUAUAAGACCGCUCUAGAGGGAAGGAAGGGGGAGUUGGCUGAUGGGGACGGCGAUAGAGAUGAUGAGGCGGAGGUCCAGAUCGGUAAUAAGCUUCGGAGAGACGCAUUCUUGGUCUUCAGGGCACUUUGCAAGCUUUCGAUGAACCCCCCGACGGAUGCGUCGGCAGACCCAUUAUCGAUGCGCGGCAAAAUUGUAGCUCUGGAGCUACUCAAGAUAUUGCUGGAGAAUGCAGGAGCGAUCUUCCGAACCAGUGAGAGGUUUCUUGGAGCUAUUAGGCAGUACUUGUGCUUGUCUUUGCUGAGGAACAGUGCUUCAACACUCAUGAUCGUUUUUCAACUUUCCUGCUCCAUUUUUAUUAGUUUGGUCUCGAGAUUUAGAGCAGGAUUGAAAGCUGAGAUUGGAGUUUUCUUCCCUAUGAUUGUUCUUAGAGUAUUGGAAAAUGUCGCGCAACCUAAUUUUCAGCAGAAAAUGAUAGUACUUCGCUUCAUGGAAAAGCUCUCUGUAACUUCACAAAUCCUGGUCGAUAUAUUCAUCAACUAUGACUGUGAUGUUCAUUCGCCCAACAUAUUUGAGAGAAUUGUGAAUGGCUUGCUUAAGACUGCCCAAGGGGUCCCUCCAGGUGCAGCCACUACUUUGCUUCCGCCUCAAGAAUACACCCUGAAAGUUGAAGCUAUGAAGUGCUUAGUGGCAAUUUUGAGAUCAAUGGGUGACUGGAUGAACAAGCAGUUGCGGAUCCCAGAUCCUAAUUCUGUUAAGAGAUCUGAAGCGGAUGAAAACAAUAGAGAGGGCACUCCCGACUUGCCCAAUGGUGACACUGAGAAGCCCACAGAUGGAGUAGAUUCUCAUACUGAGCCAGCAAAUGAAGUAUCAGAGGCUGCAGCUCUUGAACAGCGCCGUGCUUAUAAGCUUGAACUACAAGAAGGUAUAUUUCUUUUCAAUCAAAAGCCCAAAAAAGGGAUUGAGUUCCUCAUUAAAGCAAAUAAAGUAGGAGAUUCACCAGAAGAAAUUGCUUCUUUUCUGAAGAAUGCAUCUGGUUUGAACAAGACCUUGAUUGGCGAUUAUCUAGGAGAAAGGGAAGAGUUAUCACUGAAAGUCAUGCAUGCCUAUGUUGACUCAUUUGACUUUCAAGGGAUGGAAUUUGAUGAAGCAAUCAGACGCCUCCUACAAGGUUUCAGGUUGCCUGGAGAGGCACAAAAGAUCGAUCGCAUUAUGGAAAAGUUUGCGGAAUGCUACUGCAAGUGCAACCCAAAGGCAUUUGCCAGUGCAGAUACUGCCUAUGUUCUGGCAUAUUCUGUGAUAUUGCUUAAUACAGAUGCUCACAAUCCAAUGGUUAAAAAUAAGAUGUCACAAGACGAUUUUAUAAGGAACAAUCGUGGUAUUGAUGAUGGCAAAGAUCUCCCUGAAGAAUAUUUGCGGUCCUUGUAUGAACGAAUUUCUCGCAAUGAGAUCAAAAUGAAAGAGGAUGAAUUGAAUUCCCAACAUCGUCAAUCUACAAAUUCCAACAGAAUCUUGGGGCUUGACAGUAUUUUGAAUAUUGUUAUCCGCAAGAGAGGGGAAGAGAAAACCAUGGAAACAAGUGAUGACCUCAUUAGGCAUAUGCAGGAGCAGUUCAAAGAAAAAGCACGCAAAUCUGAAUCAGUUUAUUACGCUGCUACAGAUGUUGUUAUAUUAAAAUUCAUGGUUGAGGUCUGCUGGGCUCCAAUGUUAGCUGCUUUCAGUGUUCCACUUGAUCAAAGUGAAGACGAAGUUAUUCUCUCUGAAUGUCUUGAAGGUUUUCGACAUGCCAUUCAUGUUACUGCAGUAAUGAGAAUGCAGACCCACAGAGAUGCAUUUGUCACUUCACUUGCAAAAUUUACUUCGCUGCACUCGGCUGCAGAUAUAAAACAGAAAAAUAUUGAUGCCAUUAAGACGAUUGUGACAAUUGCUGAUGAAGAUGGUAAUUAUUUACAAGAAGCAUGGGAACAUAUUUUGACAUGUGUUUCAAGAUUUGAACACUUACACCUUCUAGGUGAAGGUGCUCCGCCUGAUGCUACCUUCUUUGCGGUGCCUCAGAAUGAUCUGGAUAAAUCUAAACAGUCAAAAUCGACUAUGCUUCCUGUCCUUAAGAAGAAGGGACCUGGACGGCCGCAGUAUCCAGCUGCAGCUGCCAGAAGAGGUUCGUAUGACAGUGCUGGUGUUGGUGGAGAUGCCUUUGGUGUAGUGACAAGUGAACAGAUGAAUAAUUUAGUGUCCAAUUUGAACUUACUGGAGCAAGUAGGAGAAAUGAAUCGAAUUUUUAUACGAAGUCAGAAAUUGAACAGUGAAGCAAUAGUAGAUUUUGUGAAGGCACUUUGUAAAGUAUCCAUGGAAGAGCUUCGAUCUGCAUCUAAUCCUCGGGUUUUCAGCCUGACAAAGAUUGUUGAGAUUGCGCAUUAUAAUAUGAACCGUAUCAGGCUUGUAUGGUCAAGCAUCUGGCAUGUACUUGGUGAAUUUUUUGUGAAUAUUGGUUGUUCUGAAAACCUCUCUAUUGCAAUUUUUGCCAUGGAUUCCUUGCGGCAAUUGGCGAUGAAGUUUCUAGAGAGGGAAGAACUGGCAAAUUACAAUUUCCAAAAUGAGUUCAUGAAACCUUUUGUCAUUGUUAUGCGGAAAAGUAGUGCAGUUGAAAUUAGAGAACUGAUAAUCAGAUGCGUGUCACAAAUGGUGCUGGCCCGUGUCAACAAUGUUAAAUCAGGCUGGAAAAGCAUGUUCAUGGUUUUUACCACUGCUGCCUAUGAUGACCACAAAAACAUAGUGCUGUUGGCUUUUGAAAUCAUUGAGAAGAUUGUUCGAGAAUAUUUCCCUUAUAUAACUGAAACUGAAACAACAACUUUUACAGAUUGUGUCAACUGCUUGAUUGCAUUUACAAACAGCAGAUUCAACAAAGAUAUUAGCCUCAAUGCAAUUGGUUUUCUGCGGUUUUGUGCUGCCAAGCUUGCAGAGGGAGAUCUUGGUUCCUCGAUGAGGAACAAAGAAACUGCCAGCAAACCUGCUUCCCUGUCACCCCGUGCAGGAAAAGAUGGAAAAAUUGACAGCCCACAAUUUACUGAUAAAGAUGAUCACUUGUACUUUUGGUUUCCUUUGUUGGCUGGGUUAUCAGAACUUAGCUUUGAUCCUAGACCGGAGAUCAGGAAAAGUGCCCUGCAAGUUCUUUUUGAUACACUACGGAACCAUGGUCAUCUGUUCUCACUGCCACUCUGGGAGCGAGUUUUUGAUUCUGUUCUUUUCCCUAUUUUUGAUUAUGUUCGCCAUGCAAUUGAUCCAUCAGGUGACAUGUUGCAAGGGCAUGGAUUAGAUGUUGAUGGAAGCGAGCUGGACCAAGAUGCUUGGCUCUAUGAGACAUGCACAUUGGCUCUACAACUUGUUGUGGACCUCUUUGUUAAGUUCUACAAUUCUGUUAAUCCAUUACUCAAGAAGGUGCUAAUGCUGCUGAUAAGUUUCAUUAAACGACCUCAUCAGAGCCUUGCUGGCAUUGGCAUUGCAGCUUUUGUCCGUCUUAUGAGCCAUGCAGGGGGUUUGUUUUCUGAGGAUAAGUGGCUAGAAGUGGUUUCAUCACUUAAAGAAGCAACUACUGCCACACUUCCUGAUUUCUCAAAGGUUCUUGAUGAAAUGAAUAGAGCUUCUGUCAUUAGUAGUGCAGAAGACUCAUCCAGCAAACAAGGUGAGUCUUCUACUUCUACUGUGCCUGACGAUGACAUGGAGAACUCUAAAGGGCAGAGCUUGUACCUUGCCAUUGCUGAUGUCAAGUGCCGGACUGCUGUUCAACUUUUACUUAUCCAGGCUAUUAUGGAGAUCUAUAACAUGUACAGGGGCCAUCUUUCUGCAAAGAACACAGUGGUACUCUUUGAUGCCUUGCAUGUCAUAGCAUCUCAUGCCCACAAAAUAAACAGUGAUGCUGUACUACGGUCUAAGUUGCAAGACCUAGGUUCGAUGACACAGAUGCAGGAUCCCCCCUUGCUGCGCCUUGAGAAUGAAUCAUACCAAAUAUGCCUAACAUUGUUGCAGAACCUAAUACUUGACAAACCUGUCAAUUAUGGAGAUGUUGAAGCUGAAGAUUUCCUCAUUGACCUGUGCAAAGAAGUAUUACAGGUUUACCUCGACACUGCACAGUAUUUUCCACUGGCUGAUGUAGCUAAUGUUCGGCCUCAGUGGUUAAUUCCGCUAGGCUCAGCACGACGAAGAGAGUUGGCUGCACGUGCACCACUUAUUGUUGCUACUCUUCAGGCCGUCACUGGAUUGGAGGAGUCUUCAUUUGAGAAGAACCUAGCUCAAUUCUUCCCAUUGCUCUGUGGCUUGAUUAGCUGUGAGCAUGGAUCAGGAGAAGUUCAGGUGGCACUCAGUGACAUGUUGAACACAUGGGUGGGUCCAAUUUUGCUUAAAUCGUGUUGACCCAGCUUCUUUUCAAUGUAUGAUAUUCCCCUCUAGGUAUUCCUUUUUCAUUUUACAUGAUUGUUUGUUGGUCUGUAGAUCGAUAGCAUGUGGAGAGAGAGAGAAGAGAGCGAGAGCGAGCGAGGGAGAGAGACUUGUCAUUUUCAAAGUAAUUGUAGAAGCAUAGUUUACUUGUCAGAAUCAAAAUUUAUCGUGUUUAUUACAAAAUUCUUCGGCCUUCGUGUGUACCAUUUAUAUUUGCUCAACAUUCAGCUACUUUUAUUUGAUUGUUGCCAAUGUUCAUAUUCUUUUAUGAUA
This is a messenger RNA of Nymphaea colorata (pocket water lily), 6538 nucleotides long. RefSeq names its product brefeldin A-inhibited guanine nucleotide-exchange protein 2-like. The record is from RefSeq and is a predicted model, not a curated record. Lineage: Eukaryota; Viridiplantae; Streptophyta; Magnoliopsida; Nymphaeales; Nymphaeaceae. Gene Ontology annotation, cellular component: trans-Golgi network. Gene Ontology annotation, molecular function: guanyl-nucleotide exchange factor activity. Gene Ontology annotation, biological process: regulation of ARF protein signal transduction.